Molecule: messenger RNA, 2297 nt
Organism: Marasmius oreades (fairy-ring Marasmius)
Lineage: Eukaryota; Fungi; Basidiomycota; Agaricomycetes; Agaricales; Marasmiaceae
Exons: 4
Coding region: 70-1287 (405 amino acids)
Biological process (GO): protein O-linked glycosylation via fucose
Molecular function (GO): peptide-O-fucosyltransferase activity
Source: RefSeq, a predicted model, not a curated record
GUCCUCGUCAAUCCAUGAACAAGCGCUCGGGCAAUGGUGCCAGAUUGUACAUUACCGUGAGGACUGAGCAUGCAAUCAUUGGCUCUUUCAUGGUGUAAGAGAUGGCGAUUUUUCUUAGUCUUGGUCUGUUGUACUCUCCUCGUCAGCUAUGGAUACCUUAGCUAUCGGCCCCCUUACCGACUGUACACCGAAUUCACAAAUAACGAAAUCCAAAUUGCACGAAAUUUUCUCAAAGAUCAGGUCAAUCCCAAAUUCGUCAAGUUCAAACAACUGCAAGGAGCUGGAUUCAACAACCAGGUUCAGGAAAUACUUCUAUUUCACCACCUAUCCUUGAUAUCUUCUCGAAUAUACACCUAUCAGCCCUUUAUAUGGCGUCCUCGGAAUCAAGAACUUCCUCUAUCCGUAUUCCUUCCAGGUCCCACCAAAUUUACAAUCCCUUUCGCCCUCUUCAAUGAAGUGUGUUCACCGGAGUCUGUAACCCAUCAUAGGAUACUUGGCGAUCACAAUGACAUCUGGCGUCUGACCCGGGAGAUUCUGGAAGGCCCUGACCGUUGCAUCGAGAUCGACGACUGGAUUCUUAACUGGAACUACUUGUCAUCCCCUGCUCUUCAAAAAGUCUGGCCAGGAUUCCAACACUAUCUUUCUACACAUUUCGAAUGGUCUUCUCAAAUUCAAGCCAUCGUGGAUCGAGCAUAUUCUACUCUGAACCUCCAUUCUUCUGGGACUCACGGAGAGCCUUACAUGGCAUUGCACAUACGUCGAGGCGAUUUCCCCGGACACUGCACAUCCCUUGCUGACGUUGGUAUGGGAUUCACAACUUGGGCCACCCUCCCAUCUCUCAACGACUCCAUCCUUCCUCCAGCCCUUGACGCAAAAAAUAAAUCUUCGGUCAUGGAGCAUUGUUACUCCAGCCUUUCGCGAAUACUCGAUGCCAUCGAUAGACACGCGAUUAAAAAAUCUCACCUACGCGCGUUAUACAUUUUGCACGACGGUGCCAUAGACCAUCUUCCUGUCUACCUCGACUUGUGGAAACUUGAGGCAGCAUUGAAGAACCCUACGCGCGCUCAGAGGGCUGGUUGGAAGAAUGGUCCGAUGAAACUCGUAAUUGACUCUUCACAGGUCCCAAUCAAGUGGGGCGAGAAUGAUUUCACUGUUGCUGUGGAUGUGGAGCUUGCCAGGAAUGCGGAAGUGUUCAUUGGAAACGGCUACUCAAGUUUGAGCUCACAGAUUGUGGCUUUAAGGCUGGGAACGAAGGAAGGGAAGAUGGAAGACAUCACCUUGCUCUGAGUGAUCUGCACCUUUUUUCAAUCCAAGUCUAGGUCUCCCGGAUGCGGAAAAGUGCCAUCGAUGAAAUGAAAAAUCAGCUAUGUAUUAUGUCAAACUUAACUACCUAACAAUUUACCUACAUUACUUACUGAUACAAGAGAACGCGAUGUUGUGAAUACAUACUAUUUGGAUAGAUGACGGGAGAGUGAGGGAGGUGGGUAAAGAAAGAGAAACUGGAGGGAACGAGCGACGAGCAAUGCUUAAAAGGGGGGGUACCAAGUGAGAAAGAUAAAACGAGAAAAAGGCGGGUGGGUGUCUCGAUCUGGUUGGAAAAAUCGAGAGGGAGGUAAUGAACGUGCGUGGCUGGACGAAAAUGGGCACGAGGGAACUGAAGCGAAAGAGGAAUAAGCACACCGCGAAAUGAAGAACUUUGAGGAAGCGAAACGGCGUCACGGGGAAUCCGAGCAGGAGAAACAGGAGAAACACUUGGAGAACAAUGCCAAUAGCCUAUGCAUAUUGCCCAUCAGUAUACUUAGGACAGGUAGGAAGAUAAUGGUCCACCCUCCCAGCGAUGUUGCCUGUUUCGUCGAUCAGGACGGCACAACGACAUUGUUUGUUUCUCGGUUUGUCCACUUCUUCUGGCUCUUCUAACAAUAGAUUAUCACGGUCGUAGAUGCCAACAUUCUGAGGGACAUCUGGGAUGCGACGGAAACACACACAACCCAAUUUGGGGUGCGGAAUUAGACCCUUCCCGGUAGUGACCUUCCCUAGUUGGGCCACUGGCGUUGUGUUCAAGCGAACACUAGCACCAAGGCUAUGAGUGGAGUUGGUUCGCGGUCGGGUUACAGCACGGUCGAUGAAGAAGCUGGUCUUGUUCCUGAGGUUAGGCGGAGUUAUUGAGGAACGAGGGAGCGACUUUGAAGGAGGGGGAGAAUGGGAUGGGAUGGGAGGAAGAGGUUUAUUAAAAAGGAGCGAGGACGGCGGUAAAGCCGUCUUUACGUGGCCUGCAUUGGUGUUGGCAUAGUUCCGAG